UAUCAAGGCGCUCGAUCUAAAGAUGACUUCCUGAGCUUCAUUGAUGAAAAGAAAUGGCAGAGCAUAGAGCCGGUCUCUUCCUGGUUUGGCCCUUCAUCCUUCCUGAUGAACGCAAUGUCAGCCCUCUUCAAGUUAUCCAUGUUCAUCAGGCAUUGCCAUAAUUACUUAACGGAGCAGCUGGGUGUCCCAGUGUGGGGCUCGUUUGGGAUAUUUGCUUUAGCAACACUCAUCUCAGGAUUGGUCCUUGGAUUGGUACUAGUUUUCAUCGCCGAUUUUGCUUUCCCGUCACGGCGGUUUGCACCAAAUUAUCACCACCGGAAACUGCCUGCUGGGCAGGUACGUCUCCUGCAGCAGUUGGAAGAUGAACAGGAAGCAGAUGGAGAGGAAGAGGAUGAUGAUGAUGAUGAUGAUGAGUACAGUGGAAAGACUGAAGAGUGGCAGCGAGCAGACGGAGCCGAUGUGCUCAGGAGAAGAGGAGUGGGUGUGCUGGAGGAGGACACCUAGUGAACUGGAGAGGAACUGCCUCUCGCUCACUGCUCACAAAACCACCACACAAACCACAUCGCACAAACCACAUCGCUACAGUAGUGCCCUGGCAGCGCUCAUUAAGCUUGAUGUCACAUGUGAUGUCAUAGCUUCCUCUGAAAGAUUGAUGUGGUUGUGCUUUUCUCUUUUUCUUGCCGCUAGUUUGUGUUUUCUCUUUUCCACCUGUCUAGUUUUAAUUAUUACACUCCUUGCUAUGCAGUAUCUCUAGAGUGUGUGUGUGACAGAGGAAUAUUAGGACUUACUUUACGGAAUUUCACGACUCACAGUUGCAAUAUUCCCCAUACAAAUUCUGAGCAAAAUAACCAAGCUCAAACAACAAUCUCACUGUGAAUCUGUUGUAAAUGAGGCUUUUUGGGAUAAGAAAGCUUUUGUGCUUUACUUUGUAAAUAUUUUAUUAUUUGAGCUUUUUGGAUGCCUGUUAUAUAAAGCCAGAAUGUUCAGUUUGCUGUUUUAAAUGUUUUUUCUUCCAACUAGAGUUCAGC
Messenger RNA from Sinocyclocheilus grahami, 1028 nucleotides. RefSeq names its product thioredoxin-related transmembrane protein 1-like. The record is from RefSeq and is a predicted model, not a curated record. The transcript is spliced from 5 exons. Bases 106 to 504 code for a protein of 132 amino acids. Gene Ontology annotation, molecular function: disulfide oxidoreductase activity. Gene Ontology annotation, cellular component: endomembrane system. Lineage: Eukaryota; Metazoa; Chordata; Actinopteri; Cypriniformes; Cyprinidae.